Messenger RNA from Cucumis melo (muskmelon), 893 nucleotides. RefSeq lists its product as uncharacterized. The coding region runs from base 193 to 339 and encodes 48 amino acids. The transcript has 2 exons. The record is from RefSeq and is a predicted model, not a curated record. NCBI's taxonomy places the organism in Eukaryota, Viridiplantae, Streptophyta, Magnoliopsida, Cucurbitales, Cucurbitaceae.
ACAUUUCUUCAAUCUCUAAGCUUCCAGCUUUUAUCUUUUACCUUCGCCCAAAUCCUUCUCUUCUACUUCUCUUCUCCCUCUCUUCUCCAAUGGCUUCCUCUAAUCCUAAUCUCCCAAUUCCUUCAAUAGAUUUCCUCUGAAACUUCCCAACCCAACCCACGUUCUUUCCUCCAACAACACACAGUUUAGGCCAUGGCAUUGCCAUUGCAUUUGGCGUUCUGGAUCGCCGAUAUGGUUUGGGGUGCCUUUAGCGGCUGUAUUUCUUCUUGUUUGGCCUUUGCCGACGAAGUCGCCAGCUCCAUCAGAACUGGCGAUAUUGGCGCUUUUCACAUUGGCUGACCGGGAUUUCUUCGAUUUUCAUCAAUUCUUAACUCUCUGAGAUGGUGGCUUGGCUUGGGGGCUUAGAUAACUUGAGGUUGAAGACUUGCCUGUAACUAUGAAGAUUAUUUACCUUAAUCUAGCUAGUGAAUGGAUGUCAAGCGUCCCUACUAACGAAAUUAGAUUGUGAGGCUGUUGCAAUGUGAUCAACAGUUAGUCGAUAUGUGAGAGAAACUUUGAAAGUACUUGAAAGGUAUAUAGAUUGAAGACUUGUUCAAUUGUUAUGAUGAGACAUUCAGACCGUGGUAUCUUUUAGUGAACAACUUUUUUCUAAGAGACUAUAUAUGGAGCAACGACAGAACUAACGAGCUAUAACUUCCCUACCUUGCAAGUUCAUAUAUGUAUACUUGCUCAAGAUAGUAGAGAUUUAUGAAUUCUUUUUUCUAAUAGUAUGUGGAGUGGGUGAAUCGAACAUUGGAUUUCGUGAUUGAUGGCAUAACUUUAUAAACAUUAUGUCAGUUAAACGAUGCUGAUUAUAUGUGAUAAUGAAAUUUACUUAUAUUUUUGUUUUUUAA